Messenger RNA from Solanum verrucosum, 970 nucleotides. RefSeq lists its product as uncharacterized. NCBI's taxonomy places the organism in Eukaryota, Viridiplantae, Streptophyta, Magnoliopsida, Solanales, Solanaceae. The transcript has 3 exons. Bases 98 to 721 code for a protein of 207 amino acids. The record is from RefSeq and is a predicted model, not a curated record.
GUAGCAGGCAGGACCUUUGUUCUUCCCUCUUUAGGUGUUUUCUCUCACUUGUACUUGUCUAAAUUCUAUGGAUUAAUUUGUGAUUGUUAAAGAAGAAAUGGGUUCAUGUGUUUCAGUGCACAAAGAUCCUCAAUUUCGUCUUGUUUUUGGGUCCAAAACUGCUCAUCAUACCCCAUCACCUCUCCAACAAAAACCCACUCAUCGAUCUUCACCGCCUGUUGCUGCCUUUCCUGAUUUUGGUAGUAAGGAGGAGACCUUCUUUGAUUCCCAGGCUUGGCUAGAUUCUGAUUGUGAAGAUGACUUCCUUAGUGUGAAUGGAGAUUUUACGCCUUCUCGAGGGAGUACUCCUGUCCAUCCCAGCUUGGCUGGAAAUUUAAAAGGUAACAGAGAUGCCCCUGCUUCUUUUCAGCAAUCACCGCCACAGGAAAAAAAGAAGAGAUUGUCUGAACUUUUCAGUGAAAGCUUGAGAAAUGAGCUCAAUGAGCAAAAUGCCAUGAAUACAAAAAAGGAAACUGCAUUUACUGGUGAUCAAGUUCCACCAAAAUCCACACCUGGGACACCUUAUGCGUCUGUGUGUAACAGCGAAAGAACCCCCAAUGGAGAGCUAAGAUCUGAUGUCAAAUCAUCAAAGCCAGCACAAUGUUGUCUUCCAAGGUUACUCUCAAGUCGUAGCUUUAGUGAAAGGAGGAAAAGAAUGAGCCCAGCACGUACUGUUGGCUGAUAACCCGGCCAGUAAGUUGUCUCUCUUAAGGUAUAUAUAUAUAAAUAUAUGUCUGUGUUUUAUGUGCAUGUUUAAGGUAUAGAAUAUGAACUUUGAUGGUCAGUAUAACUUAAUGACCAUGAGAAUUCGGCACAAAUACACAGAUGUGUAGAGUUCUGGUAUGUUCAUUCUUGAAUUUGGCUUUUUUAUGUAUAAAGAUAUAGAAAAACUGCUUUCCAAUUAAUCAACAGUAGUUCACUUUCUUGUUUA